Molecule: messenger RNA, 417 nt
Organism: Jaminaea rosea
Lineage: Eukaryota; Fungi; Basidiomycota; Exobasidiomycetes; Microstromatales
Exons: 3
Coding region: 1-417 (138 amino acids)
Source: RefSeq, a predicted model, not a curated record
AUGGUCUACGGGGCAUGCAAGGGCAAACGAGUGACCCUGACGCUGGAGGAGGAGAAACGAAUUUGGGCCCAGGCGAUGGAGAUGAUCGUCGACUGCCCUACGUGCGGGCACAAGUUGACGUUCUUCGCCGUGUCAAAGGUCGCACAGGGGGGCGCCGGGGAGAAGGACUUCCACCCUCACAAUGCCAGCUGGGGCCAUGUCGUCGCGCUGUCGCGUGGGGGUGAGAACAACGAGCACGAUGAACAGAUUCUCUGCAGAACAUGCAACGCCGUCAAGGUGGCAUUCACCGACGCAGAGGCGAGCACAUUCGUACAGCACAUUCGCGCAUCCAUUCAGCAAGUCGACUAUCGACUCAAUGGAGAACAGCUGCUGGACGUAGCGAUGGCCAAGUCGCCCACGCCAAUGAGCUCCACUUAG